AUGGUUGAAGCGUGUAAGGUCUUUGAGGAGAUGUUGCAUAAGGGUGAGGUGUCAUGGACCGCUAUGAUUGAUGGGUAUGCGAAAAAUGGAGAUUUUGAAGAAUCUUUAUUAGCUUUUAAGAGGAUGGAUCAAAUUGAGAAGGCUUCGGAUGUUUAUCUUGAGUUGCGGAGGUGGGGGAUUAAGCCAAAUGAAUUCACUUUCUCUAGCUUGAUAAAGGCAUGUACUGACCAAGCUGCAAUUGAGCAAGGGACCCAACUUCAUUCCCAAGUAGUUAAAUUCAACUUUGACAAAGACCCAUCCGUUUCUUCAGCUCUCGUUGAUAUAUAUGGGAAAUGCAGUCUGCUUGAUCAUUCAAUCCAAGUGUUUGCGGAGAUUGAAUACCCAACUAAGAUUGCAUGGAAUUUGCUAGAAGGCUUAAAGAAGCUGAAGAACUUAUCAAUAGCAUGCCAUUCGAGCCAAAUGUUUUUGGAUGGUGUUCUUUUCUUGGGGCUUGCAAGUUGCGGGGCAACAGAGAGGGGCAAACUAGCGGCAAAACAAUUGAUGAGACUUGAACCCAAGAACAGUGGUGCUUAUGUUUUGCUUUUGAUUAUUUAUGCGGAAAUGGGACGAUAUAAGGAGUGUUAG
Molecule: messenger RNA, 624 nt
Organism: Camellia sinensis
Lineage: Eukaryota; Viridiplantae; Streptophyta; Magnoliopsida; Ericales; Theaceae
Source: RefSeq, a predicted model, not a curated record